CUCUUCUCACUUUUAAAUAUACUUCUUCAAUCUAUUCAAUUCUUCUUGCAUCUUGUCAGCAAUGUCGUCGCGAUUAUCAAUCUCCCGUCGCAGCUUAUCCUCUCUUCCGCUCUCAGUCCAAUUCAUGCUCAAAGCCCUCACCCAACCAUUCAAGCGAACUCAACAAUACCCAUCAUGCUCGCUUCUCAGUCUCCCACGAGAGCUUCGAGAUCAAAUAUUCAAAUAUCUUCUUCCCGUACAUACCUACGCCUCCACAGCGGUUCCCUUCCAACCCCCAGGCAAUUCUGGAUUCCUCUUCUUCUACGGCACCCCUCCGCCAACCGAACUUCUCCUCAUCAAUCAUCAAAUCGGCAAUGAAAUAAGGGACCAUUUCUUCCGCACCACAACCUUCCAGAUCGGAGAUUUGACCCCGUAUCAUGAGUCUUUCCACUUCGACCCUGUAUACAAGAAACUGCGAGCCUCAGAAAGACUAUCUCAAGUCCGGUCUCUUCAAGUUCGGUUUCAUCUUGCUCAAAUGGUAUUGAUGGAUCCGGCGAAUCCAACCACGGCUACUGAUCUUGGAGCCGACGGACUUGGUAUCUGUAUUCGUUCUGUCGAGGGCCGCGCUUGGCAUCUGGCGAGAACGUUAAGCAAUAGAGCCAGGGCGCUGAGAACGUUGACGAUCGUCUGGGAAGACGACUUUGGAGAGGAUGAUGAGGAUUGGAAAUUGAAGAUGAGGGUGCUGGUUCCGAUUGCCAAGUUGGUCAAAGCAGAUGUGAGAUUCCACUGCUUCAAGGAUCAAUAUAAUCGGAGACAGACUGAGCUAGAAAGAGGUUGGAAAAGAGUAUCAAGAACUUGAGUUAGACUGGACGUAGGGGAAGAAGC
Molecule: messenger RNA, 864 nt
Organism: Lindgomyces ingoldianus
Lineage: Eukaryota; Fungi; Ascomycota; Dothideomycetes; Pleosporales; Lindgomycetaceae
Exons: 1
Coding region: 62-838 (258 amino acids)
Source: RefSeq, a predicted model, not a curated record